AUGAGUACUGAAGAAAGAAUUAUGGACAGCACGCAGCAAGACGAGAUCUGUUCCCUCUCAGCACAAGAUCGGGAAGAUACCCCUAUGAAAUGGUCCUGGCUUCGCAAGCACCUGAUCUUGAUUCAGUGCAGUUUCCUCGCGGUCUGUCCCGGUUUCACCAGCAGCAUUUUGAUCCCCGGAACCAAUGCGGUGGCCCUCGAAUUGGGAAUCCCUCAACAAAAAGCGACAUAUUUCAUCGCCGUCCACGUCCUCUUCCUCGGACUCGCUCCGUUCUUCUGGAUCGCCUGUAUGAAGGCAUACGGCCGCCGUCCAAUCCUGAUUACCAGCACAUUGUUAUCUUGUUUUGCGGCGCUGGGCGGAGGGUUCGCGAAGAAAUAUGGAGGUCUGAUGACUGCCCGUGUUUUCCAGUCCUUCGGCAUCUCUGCGGGGUUCGUCCUUCCCGGCGUGAUUGUGGUGGAUAUCUUUUCGGAAGAACAGCGUGGUCGCAAAAAUGGGAUUUGGGCGCAAAUGGUGUCGAUCGGGGCUCCGCUCGGUGGAGUGAUCGGCGGGCCUGUGGUGCGCUAUGCUGGCUGGCAGUGGACCUUGUGGCUCACUGCUAUCAUGAAUGCCGUGCAGUCGAUCGCUUUCAUCUUGACUUGUCCCGAGACUUCAUAUCGACACCGCACAUCCGGAAAUGCGGAGCUACGACUGCAACAAGUGCUAGAGCCAUUUUUGAUUCUCCAAGCUCCCCAUAUCGUCUUCGUGGCGUUCGCGUAUGGCGUCACCUUUGCGAUUGUCUCUGUGGGAUUGGCCACGAUUGUGCCAAUUGCACUUGAAAAGAUAUACGGAUUUGGCGCCGUCGCACAGGGUCUCUUUUUCUUGGGCCCAUUGGUUGGAGCCCUUAUUGGCGAACAGCUAGCUGGCCCAGGGAGUGAUUGGGUCAUGAAACGGGAGCGGGGCAAUGCUACUGUUGGAGAUGUCGGUGGAACCGCGCAACGGUUGGAGCGUCGACUGAUUGUCGGUCUUCCAGGAUUUCUGAUCGCCGUAGCAGGCAUCUUGAUCUUCGGUCUGACUUUACAAUACCGCACACAUUGGAUGGGGCCAUGCAUGGGCUUUGCAGUGGCGAACUUUGGCCUUCAGAUGGUGACAACGCCAUCGAAAACCUAUUGCGUGGACUGUUUGCCUUCUCAAUCGGGCUCAGUGCUUCAGCUCAUCAAUACUGUGCGGCAGAUUAUUGCUUUCACAGUACCCUUUUGGAGUCCCAAUCUGGUAGAGCAUCUUGGAUAUGGACUCGGGUAUGGAAUCGAAGCGAUCAUUUUGGCGGCUUUCUCCGUAGGCUGUGUCCUGGUCCUCUGCUGGGGCGGACUUUGGCGAAAUAAACGGUCAAUUAAAGGGCUGGAGGAUACCUCAUGA
Molecule: messenger RNA, 1392 nt
Organism: Aspergillus oryzae RIB40
Lineage: Eukaryota; Fungi; Ascomycota; Eurotiomycetes; Eurotiales; Aspergillaceae
Exons: 2
Coding region: 1-1392 (463 amino acids)
Biological process (GO): transmembrane transport
Molecular function (GO): transmembrane transporter activity
Source: RefSeq, a predicted model, not a curated record